GGAACUAAGCCUGAGGAAAAAAGGACUUGAAUGUUUGGUUUCCAUUUUAAAAUGCAUGGUAGAAUGGAGCAAAGACCUUUAUGUGAACCCCAAUCAUCAGACUACCUUAGGUUCAUAUAAACCAUCUGAACAGGAAAUGAGUGAAGGUAAAUGCCUUGACAGUGGAGGAAGACGAAGUAGUGUAAGUUCCUUGGACUCCACUGUGUCAUCGGGAGUUGGAAGUGUUGGUACCCAGACGGCUGUCCCAGAUGACCCUGAGCAGUUUGAAGUUAUCAAGCAGCAAAAAGAAAUAAUUGAACAUGGGAUAGAACUGUAAGUUUGGUAGGACAAGA
Molecule: messenger RNA, 332 nt
Organism: Tinamus guttatus (white-throated tinamou)
Lineage: Eukaryota; Metazoa; Chordata; Aves; Tinamiformes; Tinamidae
Source: RefSeq, a predicted model, not a curated record